Molecule: messenger RNA, 1165 nt
Organism: Neopelma chrysocephalum (saffron-crested tyrant-manakin)
Lineage: Eukaryota; Metazoa; Chordata; Aves; Passeriformes; Pipridae
Gene: ESD
Product: esterase D
Exons: 9
Coding region: 175-1023 (282 amino acids)
Biological process (GO): formaldehyde catabolic process
Cellular component (GO): cytosol
Molecular function (GO): S-formylglutathione hydrolase activity
Source: RefSeq, a predicted model, not a curated record
CCCGAGCCGAGCCCGGCCGAGCCGCGGCCUUGAUACUGCUUCAGCCCCUCUAGCUCGGUGCUGCGGUGGGAUGGGUGUAAGGCACUGCCUGGUGCCCGCCCCUCGGCUGCGGCCCCUCCUACCGGGGUGGUAGGAGACAACGAUCAGCCCCUGAGGGCUCUCCGUGUUAAAAUCAUGGCUCUGAAACAAGUUUCCAGCAACAAAUGCUUUGAGGGUUUCCAGAAGGUGUUUGAACAUGACAGUGCAGAACUAAAAUGCAAAAUGAAAUUUGGAAUCUACUUGCCUCCAAAAGCGGAAACUGGAAAGUGUCCUGUGCUGUAUUGGCUCUCGGGGUUAACUUGCACAGAACAGAAUUUUAUAACAAAAGCUGGUUUUCAACAAGCUGCAGCUGAACACGGUCUUAUUGUGGUUGCACCAGACACAAGCCCACGUGGCUGCAAUGUUGAAGGAGAAGAUGAAAGCUGGGAUUUUGGCACUGGUGCUGGUUUUUAUGUGGAUGCCACUGAAGAUCCUUGGAAAACAAACUAUAGGAUGUAUUCCUACAUAAAAGAUGAGCUGCCUAAACUAAUAAAUGCCAAUUUUCCAACUGACUCUGAACGGAUGUCUAUUUUUGGCCAUUCCAUGGGAGGUCAUGGAGCUCUUAUUCUUGCUCUGAAGAAUCCUGGAAAGUACAAAUCUGUAUCAGCAUUUGCUCCUAUCUGCAACCCAAUUCAGUGUCAGUGGGGGAAGAAAGCCUUUGGUGGAUAUCUGGGACCAGAUACAAGCAAAUGGGAGGCAUAUGAUGCUACACAGCUUGUGAAGGCCUACUCAGGCCCUCGCCUUGACAUCUUGAUUGAUCAGGGCAAAGAUGACCAGUUCCUAUCUGCGGGCCAGUUACUGCCUGAUAAGUUCAUCGCUGCCUGCACAGAGCAAAAAAUCCCAGUGGUCUUCAGACUACAGCAGGGUUAUGAUCACAGCUAUUUUUUCAUUGCUACAUUUAUUAAUGAUCACAUCAAACACCAUGCAAAAUACCUCAAUGCCUGAACCACUUGGAUGUGUGUUGCCUGUCCAACAUGAAUCAAGGGAUAGAGAUGAAUUAAACAAAAAUCAUUUGCUGAAGUAAUGUUUGUAAAAUGGAACUCUUCUGAUUGUACUGCUAAGAAAAAUAAAAGUCCCCCUUAAUUUG